AUGGUAUCAAAAAAACCAGUAAAAGCCAAAAAAUCAUCAACAGCUGCUCCAGAUGCCAAAAAAAAAAGAAAGAAGUCUAGAUAUGACAGCUAUGGGCUAUACAUCUUUAAAGUUUUGAAACAAGUUCAUCCAGAUACAGGUAUUUCAAGAAGAUCAAUGAAUAUUAUGAAUUCAUUUCUUGUUGACACAUUUGAAAAAAUAGCAACUGAAGCAUCAAGAUUAUGUAAAUAUACUAGAAGAGACACAUUAUCAUCACGUGAAAUUCAAACAGCAAUAAGAUUAGUUUUACCAGGAGAAUUAGCAAAACAUGCAGUUUCAGAAGGAACAAAAGCUGUUACAAAAUUUACUUCAAAGUAA
Plasmodium gallinaceum is the source of this 357-nucleotide messenger RNA. RefSeq names its product histone H2B, putative. The transcript has a single exon. NCBI's taxonomy places the organism in Eukaryota, Apicomplexa, Aconoidasida, Haemosporida, Plasmodiidae. Gene Ontology annotation, cellular component: nucleosome. Gene Ontology annotation, biological process: nucleosome assembly. The record is from RefSeq and is a predicted model, not a curated record. Gene Ontology annotation, molecular function: structural constituent of chromatin; protein heterodimerization activity; DNA binding. The coding region runs from base 1 to 357 and encodes 118 amino acids.